UUGCACUCGACUAAGGCGGGCAUUUAGAGCGGACUUUUCUUGCAGUGUAUCACCAUACUGUACACUUUUCGCCUUGUUCUACUCUAAAAAGUGAAUAACUUCUUUUAGGUGAUCUGUUGAUCGACCGAACACCCCCGAGCCAGAAGACGAUGGCGGAUUCUAAUAAACUAAACGACUCUUCGCAGCGAAGGCGGUCCCCACGGCUGACUCCUUCCUUGGUAAAUGCUGAAAACAACAACAUGGCGCAUGACAGUAAUGUUCCCGUCAAGCGGUCCAUUACUGUCAGGAAGAUAGCGCCCAGGAAAACAACUCCUGCAUCUGAGCACAAUAAAGAAAACACGCCAAAGCGGCCAGACGAAGGCCAACAGAAAAGGCAAAAGAUUUCCACUCCUGGUCCUGUCCGGGUGAGCCGGCGGUCCUCCAGUGCAAAGAAGAAGGUCGCCGUGCCCUCACCGAUCCUGUCACCACCAACGCCGGGCCAGCGUCGUCCACAGCAGCCAGCAGAGGACCUGAGCGACGCGGUGUGGUCGCAAAAAGUGCGUCGCUCCUACACCAGAAUCAGCGAUAAAUCCUUCAACAGCCCCGACUCCCGAGAGACUCUUUUCGGUUUUGAGAUGCUGCAGACUCCCGAGGUGAGGCGAAGAGGCGGGCGAGGCAAGGUGGCUCUGGAGGUUUCAAGUAUCGCAUCGGGCCCCAGCUCAUUCAUUUUGGACACCGAAGACUGCGUUCCGGAUCUCAACAUCCCCGGGGUGGCAUUGGUGAAGGAGAAGAAGAAGAAGAGCCGGAGGAAGUUGCAGCAGAUUGACGUCACGGAGCUGGACGUGCUUUCGGCCAAGAUGAACGCCGAGUUCCAGGAGGCUGAACAGUUUGAGUUGGUCGUCGAGUGAAAUAAACAUGGAGACUGACAAACACUGAACAGAAGAAAUCUCUUAGCUUGUUGUGUUUAAAGAUAGGCUACUGAGUAUUGUGUUUUUUCAUAUGUUCUACCUUUUUUCUGUUCCUGGUCAUGUAAAUUCUGACAUAAGGGUUUAUCAUAUUAUGAUAUGUGACUCAGGGUUAAAUAUGUUAUUCCGGAAUAAUUUCUCUCUAAAUAGUUAUGUACACAUUUUUUGUUGUUGUCUUUUUUCACUUUUGGUUCCCAAUUGUAAUUUCGCUCAGUAGUCACGUUACAUAAUAUCUGUUGAAAGUCACAUGUAAACUGUGACCGGAGAGUUAAAUUCUUCAGACAUCUUUUAAGCACCUGUUCAUAAUGUCAUAUGGCCAUUAUCUCAAUAUAUUAGUUGUAUUUGUUCUAUUCCGAAAUAAAUAUUCCUGG
Phycodurus eques (leafy seadragon) is the source of this 1315-nucleotide messenger RNA. RefSeq names its product cell division cycle associated 5 (gene cdca5). The record is from RefSeq and is a predicted model, not a curated record. NCBI's taxonomy places the organism in Eukaryota, Metazoa, Chordata, Actinopteri, Syngnathiformes, Syngnathidae. The transcript has 2 exons. The coding region runs from base 150 to 887 and encodes 245 amino acids.